AUGGCUGAGACAGCACCUCGUAAACCAGGACUUGUGACAGUGGAGUUGAAUAAAACAAUAUGGGAGGUGCCGAAUCGCUACACUAUACAGAACCCCGUCGGAAUUGGGGCAUACGGCCAAGUUGUACAAGCUGCAUUUGACAAGAAGACAAACAUGAAAGUGGCCAUCAAAAAGCUAGCACGCCCUUUUCAGACAGCCAUCCAUGCCAAGAGAACAUACAGAGAACUUCGCAUGUUGAAACACAUGAAUCAUGAAAAUGUAAUCAACCUAAUGGACUGCUUCACCCCAACAGUCACGCUGGAUGAUUUCAGUGAUGUGUAUAUGGUGACUCCUUUGAUGGGCGCGGACCUCAACAAUAUACUCAAGACACAGAGACUCAGUGACGACCAUGUACAGUUUCUUGUUUAUCAAAUUCUCAGAGCUCUCAAGUACAUCCAUUCAGCAGGAAUUUUACAUAGAGACUUAAAACCUAGUAAUAUUGCUGUGAAUGAAGACUGUGAAUUGAAGAUCCUGGACUUUGGGCUUGCACGGCACACAGAUGAAGAGAUGACCGGUUAUGUGGCAACCAGGUGGUACAGGGCCCCAGAGAUCAUGCUUAACUGGAUGCAUUACAACCAGACAGUGGAUAUUUGGUCUGUUGGUUGUAUAAUGGCAGAAAUGAUGGUUGGACGACCCCUCUUUCCUGGCACAGAUCAUAUUGAUCAACUCACCAGAAUUUUGUCACUUGUAGGUACUCCUAGUGAUGAGUUGAUGCAGGAGAUUAAGAGUAAUGAUGCAAGAAUGUUUAUCAAAUCAUUACCCCACAUGCAGAAGAAAGAUUUCAAGCAAGUGUUUGUGGGAGCAAACCCUCUUGCUAUUGACCUUCUGGAGAAAAUGUUGGAUCUGAACACGAACACAAGACUGGAUGCAACCCAAGCAUUGGCCCAUGAGUACCUGAAGCAGUAUGCAGACCCCAAUGAUGAACCCACAGCCGAGAAAUAUGAUCAGUCGUUUGAGGAUAUGGAUCUGUCUAUCAAUGAAUGGAAAAAACUUGUCUGGGAUGAAUUGGAGAACUUUCGCCCUACACACAAUUUGUCUUAG
Molecule: messenger RNA, 1080 nt
Organism: Candidula unifasciata
Lineage: Eukaryota; Metazoa; Mollusca; Gastropoda; Stylommatophora; Geomitridae
Source: the annotation of a GenBank genome assembly